UAAAUACGGCUUAGGGGAAACAUUUUUGACCCGUUGGCCGCACUGUUUCUCCAUCUUUGGUUUCUUUUUUUCUAUCGAAGAAGUGUGGAAAGGUCUGUAAAAUGACGAACUCCAAAGGUUACCGUCGCGGUACGAGGGAUCUCUUCGCCCGUAAAUUCGGCAAGCAUGGAGUCAUCCCGCUCUCCACAUAUAUGAAGGUCUAUAAAGUUGGAGACAUAGUAGAUAUCAAGGGAAAUGGAGCUGUUCAAAAAGGCAUGCCUUAUAAAGCCUACCACGGAAGGACCGGCCGUGUAUUUAACGUUACAGCACACGCGCUGGGAGUAAUCGUAAACAAAAGGGUUCGGGGGAAGAUCAUCCCUAAGAGAAUUAAUAUCCGCAUUGAACACGUCACCCAUUCGAAGUGCAGGGAGGAUUUCUUGCAGCGAGUGAAGUCCAACGAAAAGCUUCGCAGAGAAGCUAAGGAGAAAAAUGUCAAGGUAGAGUUGAAGAGACAGCCUGCCCAGCCCAGGCCUGCACACAUCGUCAGCGGAAAGGUGCCUGCCGUGAAGCUUGCGCCAAUUCCAUAUGAGUUUAUUGCUUAGGUUUAUAAUUUUAUAAUAAAUUGAGCUUUAUUGUA
Molecule: messenger RNA, 616 nt
Organism: Leptinotarsa decemlineata (Colorado potato beetle)
Lineage: Eukaryota; Metazoa; Arthropoda; Insecta; Coleoptera; Chrysomelidae
Product: large ribosomal subunit protein eL21
Biological process (GO): translation
Cellular component (GO): ribosome
Molecular function (GO): structural constituent of ribosome
Source: RefSeq, a predicted model, not a curated record